Messenger RNA from Papaver somniferum (opium poppy), 471 nucleotides. RefSeq lists its product as uncharacterized. The record is from RefSeq and is a predicted model, not a curated record. Bases 1 to 471 code for a protein of 156 amino acids. The transcript has a single exon. NCBI's taxonomy places the organism in Eukaryota, Viridiplantae, Streptophyta, Magnoliopsida, Ranunculales, Papaveraceae. Gene Ontology annotation, molecular function: nucleic acid binding; RNA-DNA hybrid ribonuclease activity.
AUGGCAAAUGAGCUUAAUCUGGGGAGCAUAGAAGUCAAAGGUGAUUCCCGGCUCGUAACGAAAAAAUUAAACGACGACUUCCACGUCAAAGAACCUCACUUGUUCCCCUACCGAGCGGAAGCCCAAAGGAUGAUGAGUCAAACAGGGUCGACUUUAGACCAUACCGGCAGGGGUGGAAACAAGCAUGCGGAUUCCCUGGCGACCCUGGAAAGUAAGGUACAAUUAAAUGAAGAAGAGGAGGGUACAGUCAUGAUACGAAGAAAAGAGUUGCACAUCACUUGCAAAGAAGACUUGUCCUUCGAAGAGGCGGACGACUGGAGGCAGGUGUACAUUGAAGACUUGACUCGAAUGGACGAAGAGCGGGUGAUUCCUACCCAGGCCUUGAAGCAGUUUGUAAUGAUUCAAGGAGGCUUGUGCUAUAGAGCACCCGUAGGGUCCCUUGCGAGAUGUGUAAAUAAAAGAAAAGCGUAA